Molecule: messenger RNA, 506 nt
Organism: Racocetra persica
Lineage: Eukaryota; Fungi; Glomeromycota; Glomeromycetes; Diversisporales; Gigasporaceae
Source: the annotation of a GenBank genome assembly
AAAAAACCUUGAAAGAUAAUACACAAUCCAUAUAUAUGAGUGCUAGAGAAUUUGUUAGACCAAGGAGUAAAUUCUCAUUUCUCAAUAAGAUCUUGACCGAUAAACAGAUAAAGAUGUCAGACAUGAAGGUUAGAAUAAUCUAUCAAACUUUAAAAGAUGAACCAUGUUUACAGGUUAUGAUCCUAGUAAAAAAAGUAAUUGGAUUUUGUAAAAAUAUCGGUAAACAAUUGGGAAAGAAACUUGUGGCUAUAGACAAGCUCAAAAACGAUUUGUCAUUUUGUGUCGAAAAAGAGUUCAAGCAAAGAUGGUAUACCAUUGGGAGAAGUAUUUCACAUCAUUGGAACAAGAUCAAGAAUCUUCUAAAAAAACCUACAAGUUGGCAAAAUACAUCUGUAAUAAUUAUGAUACCAUAUUGCUACCCAAGCUCAAAACUCAAGAGUUGGCCAAUCGAAGACUUCUCGAACAGAUCUCGCGCAUUAUUCGUUCAACAUAUUCCUGAGACAUAA